Molecule: messenger RNA, 2220 nt
Organism: Mollisia scopiformis
Lineage: Eukaryota; Fungi; Ascomycota; Leotiomycetes; Helotiales; Mollisiaceae
Exons: 5
Coding region: 1-2220 (739 amino acids)
Source: RefSeq, a predicted model, not a curated record
AUGGCUGGUCACGACGAGGACGAUGAAUAUGACGACGAUGAUCUCGAUGCCCUUCCCGACAACGAAUUGGUAGAGCUCGAGAACAAUGCCAUCCAGUUUACGCAGGCGCAAACUCAAGCAGCUCGAGCGAAAGUGCCCGCCCCUUCGUCAGACUACGGAGAUGAAUUCGAUGACCUUGAUAUCGACGAGGAGAUAGUAAUCGAUGAGUCUAGGAGUACGCCCGCCAUUGUCCCAUUUCAUCGUCAUAUUCCGGGGCAAGUCACACAGCAACAACAGUUCCGACAGCAGCGCUACGGAACUAUCAACAAUUCGAAUUCGAUAAGCCAACUUACAAAUCGAUCAAGGCCUACCCCGCCUCAAUUCAAUGAGACAAUAUAUAACCGCCCAUCAAUUCCUAUUCCCCUCAACGAUUCAGUGGUUGCGCAGCAGGGCAGUCAGGCUUCCGCUACAUCGGACAUCAAAGUAGAAAACUUGCAGAAGCAGCUUGAGGAGGUACUCAAAGAGCGCAAUGCUCUUAACGAGCAACUGAAAGCGAAGGCGGGAGAGAUCUCCAUCGUCCGGAGCAAGCAAGAAACGACUGUCAAAGAGUAUGAGAGACAGCUCACCUCUCUUCGAAAGCAUAAUGAGGAAACAUUGGUAAAACAGCAGCAUGCUCUUGAAUCUGCGCGCAAUGCGGAAAAGCACGCUGUUACAGAACGAGACUUCAUCAGACGGGAUCUUGCUGAAGAGUCGGAGAGGGUACGGCGGCUGAAUAAGGCCAGGGAAGCGGAGAAGAAGGAUGGAGCGGGGACUCUCACAACACCCAAGAAGAAGAAAGCGCUUCCGUAUAGAGAUGGAUUUGACGACGAUGAGAUAGAGAUCAUUUCUCCCUCGAGAAUCUCUCCUCUGAGAUUCCAGAAGCGAAAUCCAGGUUCCCCUUCUAAGCCAGGCAAGCGAAAACGUAAGGCCGUGGAAAGUCCAGCUGGUGCAUUAGAAGUCAUACAGCCUGAAGCACAAGCUAUUGAGACGAGAGCUUCGGCUCUGGAUGAAGAAAUUCUGGCGAAACUCUUUAUUCAAGAUGGCCGGUUUGAUUUUAUUGGGACUAUGUUAGAUCAUAGGAUUGACGCUAAUCACUUACGAACCUUGGAGGAAUUGGGGAAAUACGCCUUCCCCUCAGCACCUAGGGAUUCGUUUCAAUCCCUAAUUUUGGGCGAGAUUCCAAGUCUUGGGCUGAAGAAGUUGUCAAAGGACUUGUCUGUAGAUUUUUGUAUCUUUCUCAUAUCCUUGUGGAAAAAGUGUAUGGCGGAAAAAUAUGUCGAUCCGAUUCAUUAUCUGAUCGAUAUGCUUACUUUUGCCCUGGAACUACAUACUUCAUCUAUUGCGCCUAAUGUUGUUGACCAGCUUCUUCCGCUCAUUCAAGAAACAGUUGAUGCUGUCUCGAUACCUCGAUUUAAAGAUACCAUUGAACUGGAAGCGUACGCCAAAGACAUCGAUACAACUCCAAUUAUGCACCUCCUCUACAUCACUGCCCAGGGAUGUAUGUCUGAACCAGCAGAUAUGAAACGCUUCUGGAAACAAAUUCAAUGGAAAUUUGGCCUCGUCAUGCUUAGCACUAAUCAGCCAGAGGAAGAAUACCUGACAAUGCUUAAGCUAUUGUCGACUAGCGUGACAAAAGAAGGCUUCGCCGCUGUAGUUGGAGGGGAAGAGCAAACACUUCAGGACACAUUAAUCCUAGAACGUCUGAUGUAUCACCUCAAUGGUGUAAUCCUAAUGCCGAACACUAAUGAAAAAAUGUGCCCCAGUCAACGCUACAGGCUACGUCUUCACGUUCUGCAGUUAUUGACAAGUAUGACACGAUCUCCUGUUGUCUGCAAGGCAAUAGUCACGCAUCGUGAUGCUCUCGGUGGUUUUGUCAGCUUCAUUAGCGACCAGCUGGACAAUUUGUACGACUACAAGUCGGACAGUCAAGAAAGUGCACGGUUGAUCAGUCUGGCCAUGCGAUUAUUAUACCAUCUCGUAACAAGAUACGAAGACAUCGACAUGCAAAAAAAGCUUUCCCACAUCCCAGGCGGCUCUCAAAAAUACCUGCUCUGCUUAUCUCGACUACACUUCUCAGAAGACAACUUUGUUCUAGAAGCAGGCAUCGAUCCAGACGUCCCAGCUUGUGCCUUGGAGAUGCUAGAAAUGUUUGUCUCUCCCGAAGAAGGCGAUGCUAUCCAUGAUGCGUUUUCAGCGUCAUGA